Messenger RNA from Triticum urartu, 407 nucleotides. Lineage: Eukaryota; Viridiplantae; Streptophyta; Magnoliopsida; Poales; Poaceae. The record is from RefSeq and is a predicted model, not a curated record.
UAAGCUGGGGGUGCUCAGUGCUCACACGCACCAGCUCCGUCGACACCCCACCAGACACACUCGUACACUAGCUGUAAUAGAUCGAUGGGCAAGCUCGUCUCCGCCGCGCUCCUCCUGGUGCUGCUGCUCGCGGCGACGGGGGAGAUGGGAGGCCCGGUGGCGGUGGCGGAAGCUCGGAGGUGCGAGUCGCUGAGCCACAGGUUCGCGGGCCUCUGCCUGCGCGGCCACAACUGCGCCAACGUCUGCCGGACCGAGGGCUUUCCCGACGGGAAGUGCCGCGGCGCCCGCCGCCGCUGCUUCUGCACCACCCACUGCCGCUAGUAGCCUAGCUGCAUGCAUGCUGGCACCUUUGUGCGUGUGCCGUGUCCAUGUCCAUGAAUAAACCUAACGAGGCGUUUGGUUGGAGA